Phytomonas sp. EM1 is the source of this 192-nucleotide messenger RNA. NCBI's taxonomy places the organism in Eukaryota, Euglenozoa, Kinetoplastea, Trypanosomatida, Trypanosomatidae. The record is from the annotation of a GenBank genome assembly.
AUGUUCGCUUAUACCCUUCUUGCAUGUGACCUUUUUAUUGUUGCUGAGACGCUAGUAAGGAUGUUUUUCAAUUCUAUCGUCAUAGCUUUCGAGCUAUUCGAAAGCGUAGAUGUGCUAAAGAGCCUUAACAUGAUCAUUGAUUACUUUUGUUCUUUCCGUAUCGCGAGUUUCCCCCCUCUUGCCUAUUGUUAG